AUGUGUGGAGGAAAAGGUUUUGGUAUGACCUCUCCGUCCACGACAUGGGGUCGAGCGAUGCUGAUCGUCUAUGGGUUACCCGGAUGUGCCGCCUGUAUCCUAUUCUUCAACAUAUUCCUCGAGCGCCUUAUCACGCUCCUGGCCUACGUCAUGAAACAGUGCCAUGAGCGGAGGAUACGCAAGAUCAAGGAUCAGCACCAGAACGGCCAAGCCAAAAAUGGCGGACGGCGGCCUUCGGAACAGUCGGACGACGACUUGGAGAACUGGAAGCCUUCUGUGUAUUGGGUGUUGCUCUACUUGGGGAUAUCAGCCACUGCCAUUGCCUGCACUGCUUCCGCGGUUUAUGUCCAUGCAGAAAAAGAUUGGAGCUACCUUGACAGCUUCUACUUCUGUUUUGUCGCUUUUAGCACGAUUGGUUUCGGGGACUAUGUGACAAGUCAGGACUCUACGUACGAUCAUCAGUACCUGUAUCGAUUUGGUAAUUUCAUCUUCCUAACAGCGGGAGUGUGUUGUAUCUAUUCUCUCUAUAACGUAGUUUCUAUCGUGAUUAAACAGUUCUUGAAUUGGGCCAUCAAGAAACUGGACUGUCGUUGUUGUGUCCGGAAGCGACCGCGGCCGAGACGGAACGCAAUCACUCCCGGUCAUCUUCAAAGACAGAUGAACUCUGCAGGGAAACGAAACAAUGGCCCCGGUAAUGUGGAGGUCACUGAUUAUGAUAGCGAGACAGACGGGCGUAGGAUGUCUGAUGAGAUGAUCAGUAUGAAGGACUUCUUGUCAGCAAAUAAAGUGUCGUUAGCCGUCAUGCAAAAGCAGCUUUACGAAACAUCCCAACACCGACACCACUCCAGCAGGAACGGUGUGGGACAAGGUCUAAGCCAGGGUGUAGGGGGUCUUGCUAUGCUUAAUAACAAACUGCAAGAGACAGACAGGCGCGAUUGACAAUUAUUGAAGAAUGUCAAUCGCCUUUAGAGA
Strongylocentrotus purpuratus (purple sea urchin) is the source of this 972-nucleotide messenger RNA. Its product is annotated as potassium channel subfamily K member 12. NCBI's taxonomy places the organism in Eukaryota, Metazoa, Echinodermata, Echinoidea, Camarodonta, Strongylocentrotidae. The record is from RefSeq and is a predicted model, not a curated record. Bases 1 to 939 code for a protein of 312 amino acids. Gene Ontology annotation, biological process: potassium ion transmembrane transport; stabilization of membrane potential. Gene Ontology annotation, molecular function: potassium ion leak channel activity. The transcript has 2 exons. Gene Ontology annotation, cellular component: membrane.